AUGCCAACAUGCUCUAAAGGACCAGAAACAGUAUCUAUUGAGCCCUCUGUUACUAUCAAAGUCGGAGGAAGGCAAACAAUUGCUAAUAUACUUGGCGGUCUCGGAGGUAGCGCUAGGUUCCGUUCUAGUUCGGGAAGACGUAGGCAUGAAAUCUCCUAUCUAUUAUGUUACGAGAGCAAAAACUCGUUAUCCGCACCUAGAAAAAUUGGCCUUACCUUUCAUAGUUGCCUCUCAAAAGCUUAUGCCUAUUUUCAAUACCACCCUAUAGCCGUGGUAAGAACCUUUCCCCUAUGGAAUGUCCUUCACAAACCUGAGUUGUCAGGUAGACUGGCCAAAUGGGCAGUUAAAAUCAGUGAAUUUGAUAUUGAAUAUAAGCCUAGGACUGCAAUCAAAUCACAAGUUUUGGUCGACUUCAUGGCCGAUUGCAGUCCCGGGUUACUACCUUUUGCCACAAAAGAAGCAGUGAUGGUGUUGCAAACGACAUCAGGAGUUUGGAACUUGUUCACGGAUAGAGCUUCCAAUGUGAAAGUGUCUGAGAUCGGGGUGGUCUUAAUCUCUCCAUUGGGAGAGAUUCUGAGGCAGGCCAUAAAAACUGUUCUCUUGACUAACAAUGAAGCCGAGUAUGAGGCUUUGAUUGCAGGACUUGAAUUGGCCCGGGGCCUGGACUCUAAUGUCAUUGAAAUUAAAUGCGAUUCCCAACUAGUAGUAAAUCAAGUAUAUGGAAUCUUCGAUACUAAGGAGGAACGCAUGCAACAGUAUGUGGUUAUAGUUCAAACAUUGGUCGCACUGUUCAGGGAAUGGUCAAUUAACCACAUCCCGAGAGAAGAAAACACAGAAGCAUAUGCUUUGGCCAAUUUGGGAUUGUCCACAAAAAUGAAGGGAUCGGAUUCCGGUACGGUCGUACAUAUCAUGCACUCGGUACUAGAUGUGGAUGGUUAUUAUGAAGUAAAUACAACCAACCUAGUCUGGGACUGGAGGAAUGAGAUCAUCGACUAUCUUGAGCAUGGCAAGUUGCCCGAAGACCCGAAGGCAUCCCAGGAACUUCACACCAAAGCAGCUAGUUACAUCUUCUGGGGAGGACAGUUAUACAGAAGGUCAUUUCAAGGCCCGUUGGCCCAGUGUUUAGGAGACACCGAGGCUAAUUACGUCACGAGAGAGGUUUAUGAAGGAAUUUGCGGGAAUCAUUCAGGUGUAGAUUCAUUGGUCCUAAAAUUAGUUAGGGACGGAUACUAUUGGCCUUGA
This is a messenger RNA of Nicotiana tabacum (common tobacco), 1242 nucleotides long. The record is from RefSeq and is a predicted model, not a curated record. Lineage: Eukaryota; Viridiplantae; Streptophyta; Magnoliopsida; Solanales; Solanaceae.